Molecule: messenger RNA, 927 nt
Organism: Pyricularia grisea
Lineage: Eukaryota; Fungi; Ascomycota; Sordariomycetes; Magnaporthales; Pyriculariaceae
Exons: 1
Coding region: 1-927 (308 amino acids)
Source: RefSeq, a predicted model, not a curated record
AUGUCAAAACGACAGACUCGCCCACCAGGAACUGAUCCUCUCAAAACUCUCCGCAUCCUCAACCCAUAUCCAGGAAUUUUUGCCUACUACGACGGCCGUACAGGUGACCGAUUUCAUUCGGAUCGAUCCAAUUGGCUUGACGAUGGCGCGUUCACUUUGGGAGUUUCCACAUACUCGAUCGUAUCGGGCGACACGGCCCUCCUCUACGAUGCAGCCAUCACGGAGUCUCAUGCAGAGGCCAUGAUCACACAUUUAAAGUCAAUAGGGGUCACCAAGACUACCACGGUUUAUAGCCACUACCACACGGAUCAUGUUGCCGGCGCCGGGGCCUUGCAACGCGCUGGCACAAACUUCACCGGCCACGAGCUGACAGUGAGCACGCUGAAAAGGUUGGCUGCGGACUACGCCGCUCUGGACCCGCCAAUCCCAAAGGUCUUCCCGCCGACCACCACCUACAAGGACGUGGCGACAGUCCAGGUCGGCGACCGCACGGUGGAGAUGCACCACUUCCACGUGCACACCACCGACGGGACGGUCCUCUACCUCCCCAAGGAGCAGAUACUCUUUGCCGGAGAUACCCUCGAGGACACGGCCACCUUUAUCGCCGAGCCCGAUUCCAUCGACACCCACGUCAAAGAGCUCCAGCGCAUGGCGACUCUGCAGAUCGGCAAGAUCUUGCCGGCCCACGGCAGCCCGGAUCGUAUAGCUGCGGGAGGCUACGGGCCCGAGUUUAUAAACGCAACCGUGCGGUAUCUCAACGCCGUCAACUCACCAGUGGCUAGGCCACCUGCGUGGAGCCAGAAGCUGCAGGAGGUGGUCAAGGAUGAUGUCGCGGCAGGCAACCUGAUUUACUUUGCGCAGUAUGAGGAGGUGCACCAAUCGAACGUGCAGAGUAUACGGCAAGUGAGAAGGGGUGGUGGCCAGUAG